GGUACCCGUGCGAGGGACUUUCCCAAAAGUCGUUGAUGUGACUGUAACCUUAUCGUGUUUCGUGAGUGUGCAAGUUACGUGUAACUGGAUUUUUUUUUAAAACUAUGCAUUCCGUCCUUUUAUUUACAUUUUCACUUUUUAUAACUAUUGGAGCACUGGAAGAGGAUCCUUUAGUGACUUAUUACAAACUUUAUGAACUUGGAGUUCAGCAUCAUCGCGAGAAAAAUUACACCGUCGCAAACACUCUCUUCGAAAAAGCGUUGGAGGAUUACCAUUUCUACCAUAAGAAUGCCAUUAACUGUCGUGUUGAAUGUAGGAGGAAAAACAACAGCCUGGCAGAAAAACUUGCGAAUUCUAGAAAAGUCUUAGAUAUUUUAGAAAUUAAUAUUUUUCAAAGUUUUAUUCAUCAAUCCAAAUGCUUAAAAAGAUGCUAUAAAACAAAUUUUGGAGAAAGACCAGAACAUUUUCCUGAUUCAAACAGUGUCAGGAUAGACAAAGACUUUGAAGACGGGAGACAUUACCAGUUUAUGCAGUUCUGUCAAUAUGAGCUGAAGAAUUACCCUAAAGCUGCCUCAGCAGCCUUUACUUACUACCUGAAACAUCCACAUGACAUUAACGCCCAACAUAAUGUCCAGCUGUACAGAGAAAGAUUCGGGGUCAAGGACGAGGAAAUUACUGACCUUGACAGAAAACCGUAUCAGGCAUCUCACAUACUGGGGGACAUUGCGUAUGAUGAAAGCAAUUGGACUGGAGUCAUUGAACAUUUUGAGAGAGCUUUGAAGGAAUUCUAUGAAGAAGAACAAAGAUGUCGCCUCCAGUGCGAGGACAAAUUAGUCAUUCCCAUGGAAUCCCAUCUCACCAACUUCUUCCAAUAUUUGGCAGAAAUAUACAUUCCUAUACUGAGAUGUCAGGUGGAUUGUGAGUACAAGUUGAGUCGAGUUUUUGCUGAUCAUGAAGAAGGUUUUCUAGAGGAACAUUACCAUUAUCUUCAGUAUGCCUACUAUCAAACGGGUGAUUUUGACCGAGCAGCCGAGGCAAUUGGAGCAUUUCUGUUAUUUAACUCCUCCCACCCUGACAUGUUACGUAACCGACUCUACUUCAUCACCAGGCUAGGUUACCAUGACUCCCACCUCAGCGCCAGAAAGGAAGCAGUGGACUACAUUGAGAUGAGGAAUAAACUGGAAUCCUUGUUACAGUACCUGGAGUUUGAUGAUAUAACAGAUGAUUUUGUUGAUGAUUCUGAUGGAGAGGACAGAGAAGGGGGUCACUACUUGGGAGUUUUUGAGAGACUUGGUAUAAAAGUGAUCCAGACCCCCAAGGAACUGAAGGGGGAGAGGUUUACAGCAGAGGGGGUCCUGAGGGAUGAGCAGAGUGAGGAAUUACUCAGUCUAGCCAGGUCCGCAAGAACAGACUCAUCUGGUAUAAAGACAAUUUCUAUUCCAAAUGCUAUAGAGGCGGUGAGGGGGGACCCAGAGCUUGAGAUGUCCCUCCGACUUCUACUCAAACUGAGCGAGUCUGUCAGACUGUUCACCUCCAGAUUCUAUAACCAGACCAGCUUCUACACCAAAGAGACCAAAUUAGUGUGCAGAGGGCCCACUGAUCCAGAUCAGGAAAACAAUGAAGAUAAUGACUGCUUUCCCCAGGAGGAUGGGAGCUGUGUAGAUGAAGAAGCAUUGAAAUCUGUCACAGAGUAUCUAGAUGAAUACAGAGCUGUACUAUUUAUAAAUAACGUAACAGAAGGAGGGGAGACGGUAUUCUUAAACAGGAAGAACACACCAGUGGCUAGUGUAUUCCCCCGCCAGGGUCUUUUUACAGUGUUUGAGGCCACAGACAGACACACGGUUACACAGCCAGCCUCUCAGAGGUGUGUUAUAUUAAUGACCUUCACCUCACAGAAGGACAAGGACAACCCUGAAUAUCGCCAGGCCAUGACCUUUCUGAAUGACCUUGAUGAAGAACGAGUCAGGAAAUUAAAUAUGGAUCAUCUAAAGACAAUAGAUGAACUGGAACAAAAAGGUGUGACCAUUGUACAGAGUGGGGAGGAGUUACAUGGAGAGGAAAGAUUUGUUGCUGAUGGUUUGAUGAAUGAGGGAGAUUGUCAAAACCUGAUAUCCCUGUUAGAGGCUGGUGGUAUGGAAGGGGAUGGUUAUAGGGGUGAAAGGUCACCCUUUACACAAAAUGAGGUGUUUACUGGUCUGACUGAUGACAAAGCCAAGCAGAACGGUGGAAUAGAGGGGGACGGCUACAAAGGGACAGCAUCACGGGUCGCCAAAAUAUCACCGCACACUAAACACGAAAUAUUCGAGGGCUUGACAGUUGGUAGGGCAACGCAGCUUGCACAAUCUGGAGAAUUAUCCAAAGAUUCAGUACAGCUGUACUUGGAUGCCAGCGAGCGGGCUCGUCUUCUUGUGGAGAAUUUCUUUAACUUGACUCGCCCACUUUAUUUUGACUACACCCACUUAGUUUGUCGGAAAGCCAUCACAGAUGAUGAGGAGCGAUCAGACUUGAGUCACCCUGUUCAUGCAGACAACUGUCAGAUACAGCCGGACGGAUCCUGUCUGAGACAGUUCCCAGCGUACAUCGCCAGAGACUACAGCGCCGUCUUAUAUCUAAAUGGAGAGGAAGACUUUCUGGGUGGGGAAUUCUUUUUCGCCCAUGACAAUAAAACAGAACAGAUUAGCGUAUCCCCUAAGUGUGGUAGGAUGGUAGGGUUCAAUGCAGGGGAUUAUCACGGAGUGAAGGCAGUACGUAAAGGUCGGCGAUGCGCGAUAGCCAUGUGGUACACAAUGGAUCCAAACACGCAGGAGCUAGCUCGCCUCCAGGCUCAAAAGAAAAUGGCCGACCGAAGUUCUGUUCGAGGGCGAACCCGAUCCAGGGAGCAAAUGGACAUAGAAAGUAAUGGCGAGAAGGAGGAUCAAAAACGUCAUUCAAACAGAAAUCAGCAUGGGGAUCAUGAUAUUGAUACAAAUAAAAAUAAGUUUGAUGACAAAGAAAUGAAUAAUUUCGAAGAAGAACAUUCUGAUGUCAUUACUAUUCAAGAAGAAAUUGAAUUGAAAGCGAUUGAAAAAGAAUCUGAGAGGCAAGAAGAAAUUAUUUCAGAAAUAAAAGAGAAUGAAGACCACGAAGAAUUAUGAUAUUAAAUAAUGAAAUUAA
Messenger RNA from Saccostrea cuccullata (small rock oyster), 3153 nucleotides. Its product is annotated as prolyl 3-hydroxylase 1-like. The transcript has 19 exons. Gene Ontology annotation, cellular component: endoplasmic reticulum. Gene Ontology annotation, molecular function: L-ascorbic acid binding; procollagen-proline 3-dioxygenase activity; iron ion binding. Gene Ontology annotation, biological process: collagen metabolic process. The record is from RefSeq and is a predicted model, not a curated record. NCBI's taxonomy places the organism in Eukaryota, Metazoa, Mollusca, Bivalvia, Ostreida, Ostreidae. Bases 105 to 3134 code for a protein of 1009 amino acids.